CUGUUGUUACCUACCUGUGUUUAUGACAAUAGUUUCGUUUUUUUAUUAGGCGGUGCCUUAUUUUGUCGACGUUUAUGAAAACAUAAGUAUAGGGUGCGGUGUAUUCAAACAGAUACAUAUCUUGGAUAGAUGUUUGUGUUCCAGUUUCACAUUUAGUUUCUUCACUCUAAUCACUAACUGUCAAUUAUUAAAAACGCCUUCAAGACGAAUACUAAUAAUGAACUGCAGGAUCGUUGAGGGAAUGAUUUGCACUGCAAUUGAUUCAGAAGUGAACUGUCCGUGUGAUGAAUGCAAAAAGAGACAUUUUUCUAAUGGGAUUUCUUUCUUCUUCCUGAAAGAUAAAUUCUGGGUCGAAACUGUUUCUGAAGAAGAGUUGUUUCUAAGAUUAAAGACUCUUAAUCCACAGUUUGAAUUUCAGCGUGAUACCCUCCGCCACACUAUUCGUGAUUGUUUUGAUUUUGGAAAAGUGGUAGCUGAAAUCCAGGUUUGCACAGACAUAUGUAGUGUUUCUUUUCAGUACACCUUUGGAGAAUCUGUAAUAAAUUGGACUAGUGAUGCUGUUGUUCCUGUUUCUUCUGUGUUGCAUUAUCAUGUUGUUUUGCCACUUUCAUUUGCACUAGAAUCACUUUGUAAAAAGCAAGAUUUACUCAAUAACAAGUUAUUGGCUCUAAAUCAUCAUGCAAAUCGGCUUCAUGAAAAACUAAUGCUUCCAAUGGGUGAGGAUAUGAAAAAAGAAGACGUGGAUCUGGAUUUUAGUUAUUCAUAUAACUUUUCAACAGGCUUACUUUCUUCGUCCUCUACUCAACAUCUUUUUUGUGAGGCAUCUAAACAUUUAUUUACUCCUAAAAUUCAAAAUAUGUGUGUUUCUCCGAUACAACAGAAACAGCCUACACGUGGGAUAAUAUCAAGCAAUUCAAACACCAAAGAUGUUCAGGAAACAGAAGAGAAACGAAGAAAUGAAUUACAGAAAAAGUUGGCGGAUAAACUGGGGAAGUCCAAAAGUAAAGAAUUGAAAAAACAUGGGAUAUUUCGGAAGUGAUAAAAAAAUUGAGCCUUAUUAAUCAUAGAAACUUCAACUUGCCUUUUUUUUCCUGGUUACUUAUUAACCGCAGAAGUUGAGAUAUCAGGAAUUCUUUGUUGGGUAGUUGCCUAUCGGGAUUCAGGAUAAACGUAGAAAACGAACUGGAAUGCUAUGAAAAAACGUACUGACGCAUGUGGUCACAGACUUCAGCAACAUAAAAUCCGACGUUGGAAACAGAAAAGAAUCAUAUGGCAGAUGAAAAAUUGGAUAUUUCAGGAAGAUAAACACUCUAUAUCUGGUUAUAAUACUGCUAAAUAUAGAUGGCCCGAUAGAAUGUUGACCAUCACAAUUUAAUCCUUACACAAUGACUCAGUGUUUACCAUAUUACGAAGUGAAAUCGUGUUACACCUAAGUUCCCGAGUUUUAUUCUAAUAAUGAUGCGACAAAAUAUCGUUCACUUCAGAAAGUGUUAUCUUCAAAGUUAUAUUUUUCUAAAGUCUUCGUAUGUAAACGGAUAUUUCAUCAUCAGUUUAGAUGUUAUAGUUUUUUUCAUACUUCCGAGGCAUUUUUGUAAUUUUGUCUAUGAAACAUUAUCGGGAAGAUUUGUUUCCAAUGUUUAUAUAAUUUUGAAAUUAGGCUCAAAGUUCUGGAUAAGGUUGCAAACCUAUAUCGACUGCAAUCGACCCAUGAUUUAAACCUACAAUUGCACUACUUACUUGCAGCUGGGUUGCUGACUACAACAUGACUAGAUUCAAAAAAUAUUGAAAGUCGAUAGAUGAAAACAUAUUACUCAAACAUAGACAUAGCUGUCGGUUGUAAACUUGAAGAAUUUCCCGGUGAAGUAUUAAAGUUGAUAGAAAACCAUAAGUGAUGAAUAAAAGUCUCGUGUAUUCAUUUAAUAUUCACACCGAAAACAAUGUACUGAUAUUUUGUUUGUACCUCAUUUACUUAACUCCUUGACAUAAUCUUUUUACUUUUGUAUAUCUUAUUAUUUGUCUUGAUGUAGCAACGAGGAUUAUUACUUUCUGUACUAACUUCCAUGGUAAUAUAAUUAUGUUAGCCUGAUA
Messenger RNA from Schistosoma mattheei, 2088 nucleotides. The record is from the annotation of a GenBank genome assembly. NCBI's taxonomy places the organism in Eukaryota, Metazoa, Platyhelminthes, Trematoda, Strigeidida, Schistosomatidae.